AACGCAUAUAUACACUCUAACGGAACCCCAUUGGCUCGAGUGAAAGGUAUCUACCCUCCCUUUUAAAAGGAGGAUAGUUAACACGGAGUUAUUGUUACAAAUCCCGGGGUAAUGGAAGAAGGUAUGAUUUUCCGAGGCUUUUCCGUUUGCAUGUGUAUUGCCUUGUUACAUGCAGGUAGUGCACAUGAAGUAGGACAUGAGGAUGAAUCAGAGCGAACUUCCACUUUUAGACAAUGUAUUGAAAAAUGUGUCUCAAAAAAUUACGCGGGACCAACCCCGUCCACGCGAUGUGCCUUUAGUCGUUCGGCUAACUAUAAACAGAGCUGGAACGGACCACCAGUUAAAGUGAGUGCCCCUUCUCCACAACCAGUUUAUGGCCAACGGGCACUGUUUGACGAAAGGCUUCCAGCUGGUGACGUCAGAAAAAGGUCGACGCAUUUAUAUCGUGUACUACGUGGAAUUUUACGUGAUAAAAGGACAUCGUCUUCGUCAGUAUCAGACUAUGUUAGAGUGUGUUAUAACUGUAUUGCCGAGACGUGUAGAUUUGCUUUCUUUUUUGGUUGAUUUAAUGACUCCGUUCCUGACCAAUCAAAAGACCUCUCAGUGUUCACAGACUUUAAUUUAUUGCAUGUAUUUUUAACUUUUAAGUACUUGUUUUGUUUUUGAAAAUAUAAAUUUUGAAUUUACAUAUUUAUACAUUAGUUAAUAGUUUCUAUUUCAUGUUACAUAUUUUGCAUGGUACUCUUGCUAAGUUAUAAAGUGUUUGAUUUUUCAACCCUUCCCUCCCAUGAUUGAUGAGUUCCAGAUAACUUAUUUUCCAGUUUUAUAUAAACUUGAUUCUUUUGAAAAUAUUUCCCAAAGUCCUUAGGGAGGGAAGGGGAUCUUUUAUGUUGUAUAUGUCCCUAAAUAAACAAAUUUUGAUGUAA
This is a messenger RNA of Saccostrea cuccullata (small rock oyster), 926 nucleotides long. RefSeq lists its product as uncharacterized. NCBI's taxonomy places the organism in Eukaryota, Metazoa, Mollusca, Bivalvia, Ostreida, Ostreidae. The record is from RefSeq and is a predicted model, not a curated record. The coding region runs from base 112 to 564 and encodes 150 amino acids. The transcript is spliced from 3 exons.